AUGCCGUGGGCGGACCGCGUCGAGCGCUCACCUGCGGAGUACAAAUUGUCCAAUUACUCGCCGGCUCGGCCCCCUUUGAUGCGCCUGCGUCCCUUUGUCUGCCGGGAGCGGGCUACAUAUGGCGUACGCGCAGUUAGCGUCAUGACGAGCCGCACGCCACUGCGUGCGCCGACCGCCAACGGGACGCCCGAUUCUGGGUCCGCAUUCCAGCCCAGCGCCCCGCCGCCGUCUUCCCUCCUCUUAAGAGCCUCGUUCCGCACGGGCUGUAUUGCGCCACUCGUGGCAGAGGGCGGAGGCGAGCAAGGUGCAUCGCCCCCGGGGGCCCUGACUGGAAUCCUCAGGAUCCCGGCGGCAGCGGCGGCGGCGGCGGCGGCGGCCGCGAAUGCAGAUAAAGGUAAUGGAACUGGCGCCAAUGAACGCAGCGGCGCGUCGCGGCGCCGGUGCCUGCAGAGCGGCGCUUCAUUUCCAGCGGGCCGUUUCCGGCGUCCAGAAGACGCGGCCCAUGAAAUAACGGGGAAAUUGGAAACUGGCCCCCGCCGAGCCGAGCCGCGCCGGCCGGCUGGACGCGCCGUCGCUCAGCGCGCAUGCGCCGUGUCCGCCCGGCCCGUAUUGCACCGUGCCCCCCCGCCGCGCUUCACCGCUCCAUUACUCGCCGGCAAUCAGCGGCAAAGCAGGUGCGAGCAGCGCCCGCUUGGAGACGGCGGGGGAGGCACGGCAUUCAGCGACACAUGUCGCGAGUACAAAAGUCAACAGCCGGUCGACGCUGCUGGAGACGUGCACGGUCUUAAGGUAGCACUGCGGCAGACGUAA
Molecule: messenger RNA, 810 nt
Organism: Schistocerca piceifrons (Central American locust)
Lineage: Eukaryota; Metazoa; Arthropoda; Insecta; Orthoptera; Acrididae
Exons: 4
Coding region: 1-810 (269 amino acids)
Source: RefSeq, a predicted model, not a curated record